Molecule: messenger RNA, 10846 nt
Organism: Salvelinus fontinalis (brook trout)
Lineage: Eukaryota; Metazoa; Chordata; Actinopteri; Salmoniformes; Salmonidae
Product: acyl-coenzyme A thioesterase 5-like
Exons: 10
Coding region: 258-1556 (432 amino acids)
Biological process (GO): fatty acid metabolic process; acyl-CoA metabolic process
Molecular function (GO): fatty acyl-CoA hydrolase activity
Source: RefSeq, a predicted model, not a curated record
GAGACCUUCUCACCAAACAGUGCAUAAACCCCUUCAUUGUGUGGAUUUCAUCAACGUAGCCUACGUUGUUAUUAACCGGUGAAGUAAGUAACCGGUGAAGUAAGUAAUCUUGCCGCCUUUAUGAAGGUGAAUCAUGCAUAGGUCUACAGUUCAUCGCUAUGGGUGUCUAGUUGCUGCAACUUCGUGAGCAGUGCCGCACGGACUUUCUACUUUCCUGCACGUGUAAAUGUGUCUACUCAGAGCGGUGUUCGUCCACCAUGGUUGGGACUUUCCCGCUGCUGUCAGUGCAGCCAACUCGGGGGCUCGUGGAUGAGAAGAUCCAGGUAGUUGUGAGGAAUUUACCUUCAGCGCUCUCAGUGACACUACAUUCCCUUCAUCGCUCUGAGGAUAAGGACCUUUGGGAGGCGUUCGGCCAUUACACCAGCGACGGCCAAGGCACGGUGACAGUUGCUAAGGAUGCCAGUCUUGGAGGAACAUAUGAAGGAGCAGAGCCCAUGGGUCUACUGUGGAGCAUGCAGCCUGUUCCAGGUAGUCGGACAGGCCUCAGGUUGAGAAAGAUGGAUGUCCUCACUCCUAUGGUGGUACACAUCUCUGUGUACAGUGGGCACAUGACUGAGGGCUUCAGCAAGCAGUCUCCCGUAGCGACCGUUGUCACAGAACGAUGGUACAUGGCACCGGGUGUGUGCAGAAUUGACAUCAGGGAACAUGGAGUCCGAGGGGCCCUCUUUUUACCCCCAGGUCCCGGACCCUUCCCUGGGGUGUUGGAUAUGUGGGGAGGGGGUGGGGGGCUAGUGGAGUACCGCUCCGGCCUCCUGGCGUCACACGGUUUUGUUUCCAUGGCGCUAGAGUACCUUUCCCAUGACAAGAACAGAACCUCAGACAUCGAUUCAAAAACCUACUUUGAGAAAGCAUUCAGGAUUGUGCAGGAGCACCCUCUGGUGAUGAAGGACAGAGUUGCUCUGUUUGGUCUCUCCUUUGGCACGUCAGUCGCCCUCAACUUGGCAGCCUACUCCAAAGACAUCAGCCCCAGAUGCUGUGUGUGUAUCAGUGGGAGUCACGUCAACCCGAUCAACAAGGCUUUUGGCAAAGUGUUUAGAAAGAUGAACGAGCACGGGUACAAGACCCGAUUUGAUGAAGAGGGCCAUGUGGUCUGGAGAGACAUCAUUCUGCCCAUCCCAACAGACCUUGGAGAGAAAGUGGAUAUGGGGAGGAUAAAGUGUCCAUUGAUGUUGGUCGUCGGGGAGGAUGAUCAGAACUGGGCCACAGUGGAGUCUGCCAAGGACAUGAUCCAGAUGAUGCGUGCAGCGGGUAACGAGCACCUACUGACCAUUCUACAAUACCCUGAUGCUGGACACCUCAUUGAGCCACCCUACACACCCCACUUCAGAGCCAGCAACUUCAUAGUGCCUCAAACACGACAGAAAGUGAUCAUGUUGUGGGGAGGGUACACUAAGCCGCAUGCCAAUGCUCAGGAAGACUGUUGGGAAAAUAGCCUUAUCUUCCUACGGCAACACCUCUACCCCAGCCCUGACUCUGUCCCAAAGGCCAAGCUGUGAUGUCACACCCAAAGAGCAUCAAGGACUUAGUAUGAUUGACUAAGCUAUAACUUAAAAAAAUUAAAAUACAUUAUCACUUAAAAUAUAAAGUCUAAGCCUUUUGGGGGGUGGGAGGGUUCUUCUAAGCUAACAUGGAAUUGUUUUGGUCAUACCAUAGAUCAUUUAGCCAUUUGAAUUUUAGGACUCCUUUAAGCCGGGUGUACACUAUAUAAUUUUGGCCCCGAUUUAGCUGUCCCAGACAAGAUUUUGAAAUUGAAGACCAAAUCCCCAUGUCGUUGACUACUCGAGGCGACACUCGUUUGAUGUGAGUGGGUCAGAUAAGCAAUCUGAGGGCUUCUGAUCUCAUCUUUGACCAGUCCCAGACGCCCCGAUAUUUUCAAACAUGUUUGAUUUUUAUCGGCACAAUCUUCAGUGCUCUUGCAGUGCGAGAUGUGCAACGACAAGUUUUGAGAACGCGUGAUCAGCAAUAGCCAAUGAGAGCUCGCCAGAGAAGAAGCCAGUGAGAUGAUGAUAUUUCUCAUUUUUUAUUUAUUUUAUUUUAUUUCACCUUUAUUUAACCAGGUAGGCUAGUUGAGAACAAGUUCUCAUUUGCAACUGCGACCUGGCCAAGAUAAAGCAUAGCAGUGUGAACAGACAACAACACAGAGUUACACAUGGAGUAAGCAAUAGACAAGUCAAUAACAUGGUAGAAAAAAGAGAAUCUAUAUACAAUGUGUGCAAAAGGCAUGAGGUAGGCAAUAAAUCGAAUAAUUACAAUUUAGCAGAUUAACACUGGAGUGAUCACCCAGAAUGUGAGCUACUACUACUCCUAGUAUGUGUUUUUACUUGCCUUUAACCAAAGUGUCAAAUCGUUGCAGCGCUGAAGUUCACAAGCAAUGUUAUUUCAUUCAAAAUGUUUGCUAGAUAUUUCAAGUCAGUAUGGCAAGCGUGAAUGUCUGACUGAAAAUGUUUUGAGGCUGCUUUGAGCCACUGCUCGUUGUCGCUAUAUUAACAAUCUAAUCACAUAAUUAUUUUCGCGAGACAGCGUGGUAUCGAGAAUCCUAACGACCAAGUGAAGAAUCUUAUAGUGUGUGACCCCUGUCUUGCCAUGUCGUUUAGUGAGCGCACCACUACGUUGUCAAGACAAAAAAACGCCAGGAAAGACGGUCAUUUAAUGUGAGAGGCUCAGCGAUGUUAGGAAUUGGAAAGUUGUGUGGUGUACACUUGGUUUUAGGUAUUAUUUUUUUAUUACUUAAAAUAUUGAAUUUCGUCUUUACUACUAUAGCCCCUAGAAACACAUUGAAUAUAACACAUUCAUAAAUGGCAAAAAAGACCGUCCAAAAAUGUAUCGUAAGGAAUAUGUUUUUUUUUUGUGAGAAGACCAAUUUUUGAGAUGUCUCGGUCUGACAAACACCACUGUAGCUCAGUCACCUUCCACCUCAGAUGUGGAAUGUCGACAUAGGCGGAUGCGGUGGAUUGAGACACGGCCCAAGAAAAGAAAAAAACAUUUAUCUUAAACUGACAGGAUUUUGAUGGGGAUUAUUAUUAUGUUACUUAGAUUGACGCUGAUGGGGAUUAUUAUUAUGUUACUUAGAUUGACGCACGGGUGCAUCAAUGCGAAUGAGUGGAGGGUCUGUUUAUCAUCUGGAUUGUUUUGCUCUUUACCAAUCAACCCUUUGACCCUUCCAUCUCUACCUCUGAUUCAGGGUCGGAGGGUUAGACACAAAGGGGGGAUAGGAAAUAGAGACGUUUAAUGCUGACCUCAGACCAGAGGAUUGCCUAUAUUCCCUUCAAUGUACAUCAAUUGAAAAUUAAUCUGACCGAUUGUGGUAAUGUUAGAGGGUUACUAUAGUGUGUAGUUGUGGUAUGUGUGUAGGCCGAAGGUCAGGCCAUGAAGAGGAUUUGGCUUUGACAGAGCAGGGCCGAUCUGUUUGCACAGAUUUAGUGCUUAUUAACAGUUCACCUGACUAACAGCUACCAGCUCCUCCGUGAGCUAAUGCACUCUCGCUCUAAAUUCAAAAGUCACUGAAAAGCCAUGCACUAAAACACGCAAGAGUGCACACACACACAAACACACACAUAGACAUUGUUCCAGAGUGAUGAUAAACUUCAUUGGGACCAUACUUGCGAACGUUAGAAACAGUUCAAAUUGAAAGUUUAUCCGUCUCAAAAUGCGCAUUAGACUAUUUAAGUAUUUGAUUUACUUGCACAUGAUGGAACACUACAUUGUAGCUGGUCCCAUCAGAUAACCUGGCACACGUUAGCCCUAUGCCAACCUCCACCAGAUGAGUGAUUAUGUCCUGUAACAAUGUUCCCAUCAGGCUGUCAAAGAUCUUAGACUUCAUAUCCACCGACCAAUGGCAUUUCCUAAAAUAAGUCAACCAUGGUCACUAGUGGGAUAUUUUAAAAGGUCCAAUGCAGCUGUUUAUAUCUCUAUCAAAAAAUGUCUGCUGAAUAAUUUAGUGCCUUACUGUGAUUGUUUUCUAUUAAAAUCAGUGGUGUGGGUUUAUGGAAGCCAGGGGAAGCUGGUCUUCCCCAAAUAUUUGACUAAUACUUUAAAAAAAUAUAUCUUUCGUCUCUGUAUUUUCAUAGAUUUUCGUCAAUUCACAAGUGGCUGAAUCUCACCGGAGAAAUCAUCAGUGAGGGAAACCGCGCCCCUCUGUCUUAGUAUGUGUAUCCCAUGUAUCUGCUGAUAUCUGGACUAAAAUAAUAUAAUAUUUUUUGGGGGGGACCUUUAUUUAACUAGGUUAGUUCAGUUAAGAACAAAUUCUUAUUUACACGGCCUACCCUUGCCAAAUGACGGCCAACCCUAAUCCGGACGACGCUGGGCCAAUUGUACACCGCCCUAUGGGACUCUCAAUCACGUCCGGUUGUGAUACAGCCUGGAAUUAAACCAGGGUUUGUAGUGAUGCUUCUAGCACUGAGCUGCAAUGCCUUAGACUGCUGUGCCACUCAGGAGCCUGAGCAUUUGAUUGAUUGAUUGGUGCCAGCAAGCAUUUGGCCUCCCUUGAUAAAGUAAUUAACCAAUCAGUGUUGAGCUGAGCUCAACUAUGGGUUGUCCUGGUGCAGCAAAACACCCUCAUGGGAGGCCAGUUUGGGUUUGUCACACUAAUCAAAUUAAUUUCUCAGCAAAAUGUAAUUUUCAGAAAAAAUGUUUUCUGGUCUGCUUGUGGUGUUGUCCUGCAGUAGCUAGCUUGCUAAAUUAGCCCUUUCCUACGCCAUAGAUGGGGAUUUGGCCUAAUUCUUUGUACAGGCCAAUGAUUAUGAUGGCGAAUCUGAUCUAACCAUAAAUUAAUGUUGUGCCACUCGCCUUAAAUGAUAUGUUCAAUAUGUAUGCUCACGCUAACUUCGCUGGUUCAUUGUUGUCCAGGUGAGGAAGUUAGGCUAGCAAGCAUUUUUGCUAGGUAGCCUAUGACAACAGAAACUAAAAGCGUACUACUGUAUGACACAGCCAGAAACCGUUUUGCCAACAUGAAAGAGAGGAUGGCAUUUGCGUUUAACUAGUCUAUAAGUAUGAUGAGUGAAAAAAUGUUUUGUACUUGCAGGUGCACGCACACACUGAAAUCCAUACCGUGGACAGCCACGUGAUAUUUAGGAACUUUGGACUAAAUCGUUUUUGGUAUCAUUUUAAGUUUUUCAGUGUAUUAAACUAAGCAUAUAUAGCCUUGUUGAUUUGAUUAUGUUUAAGUUGAAAUGGCGCUGGAAUAGCGGAGGAAGUGCUCCUGUUGACUUUGUGCUAUUGUAUAUCACAGUGGCAUAUGAACAAAUGGGUUAUAGUGAAAACAACACAAUUAUCACAACAGGUUAUACUAUGGCUUUUUUACUGGCUUGGCUUGGCUUCCUCAGUGAUUUUACCCAUGCACCGCUACUGAUUUAAAAUGGUAAAUAAAAAUAAUAGCUUCUGGCCUCCCGAAUGACACAGCGGUCUAAGGCACUGCAUCACAGUGCUUCAGGCAUCACUAUAGACCCGGGUACGAUCCCGGGCUGUGUCACAGCCGGCCGUGACCCACGAGGUGGUGCACAAUUGAUCCGGGAUAGGGGAGGGUUUGACCGACUGGGAUUUCCUUGUAAGUGAUCAGUGUGUCAAGAAGCAGUGUGGCUUGGCAGGGUUGUGUUUCGGAGGAUGCAUGGCUCUCGACCUUCGCCUCCAGAGUCCGUAGGGGAGUUGCAGCGAUGGGAUUAGACUGUAACUACCAAUUGGAUAAAAUUGCUUCUUUGCAAAUGACCAUUUCUAGGACUGUCUGGGAUUGCUAGGACUGUCUGGGAGUGGUCUGAGUGGGGAGGGGAAAACUGAAAAUUAGCUGUUAUUGACAGAGGUUUGGAGCGCCUUGUUAUUGGAGUAUUAGCCCUAACUAAUUUACUGCAUGGAAGGCCAAAACUCCAUCCCACCACAACGUGCACAAAAUAAGUCAAGACACUCGUGGUCUUGUCAAAAACCUGUCUUUACACUUACUGCUAUUACUAAUUGGUGGCGUGAUCCACUAAGGCGGUAGGACUGCACGGUACGACAGCUGUGAGUUUGAAACCCCUUGGGGCAUUAUUAUAUGAGGAACAAAAACACUCCACUGCUGGUCCUUGAGUCAAAUGAUGCAUAGGUGAUAAAGUAGAUUAUAAAAAUGCAUAUAAAACGUAAUUAAAAUCAUUUAACAUUUACAUUUAAGUCAUUUAGCAGACGCUCUUAUCCAGAGCGACUUACAAAUUGGUGCAUUCACCUUAUGACAUCCAGUGGAACAGCCACUUUACAAUAGUGCAUCUAAAUCUUUUAAGGGGGGCUACCAGUGAUUUUGUUAUCUGAUCACUUUUUAAAAUGUAUUUCGCAGUGUAAAUUGACUGGAUAUAUUCACUGCAGUAUUAAGCCUAACAUUGAGCUAAUGAAUUAUCGGCUAAUAUGCAUAACCUUCUAAUUUAGGCUACACAUCUCGAGCCUUUAAAGUCUUCAUUUUAGCACAUGUUUUCCCUGUCAAAAUAAAGGGUAAAUAAAAAAUACAUUUGUUUUGUUGCACAAUUACGCACCUGACCGCUGCCUCGGAUAUUUCUAUUAAAUCUUGUGGAGUCCCAGGAAAAGCCAGACUACAAUAGCUUGUUGGAAUUUUAUUAGGGGUUCACAGCAAAGCAGUGAAAUCUAUUAUUAGUCUUAGAUUUUUUUUUAAAUCCCUUGACAUGGUCAAAUAACUCAAACAUAGAUUGGCACACAGAAAAUAAAGGCCAUGUAGGCAGUAUUGGAACAUAACUAAUUAAAUUACAGUUAACAAAGAAUUACACUUAAUCCACUAUAAACUAAUGUACAGAAUGUUUUUUAAGAGACAAUUCACAAAUUCUACAACAUAACGGCAGAGUCAUGUCUUAAGUGUAAAACUAAGUGACUCUGGGAGUGCUAUAAAGUCCAAAAGUAAUUGGCUGAGUUAGAAAGUUGGCUGUCAGAAGUUUAAUAAUCUAAAUUUAUUUUUUAAUCCAUCUAUCCGCAUAUUUCAAGACAUGGCAUAUGAUGGUAUGGUUAGAUACCUGUCAAUGGUGUGCGUACUGGUAGCGAAGUCAGGUGCAGGAGAGCAGAGGGUUGUGAACAGGCUUACCUCUGGGCAGGUGCCUAGGAGCCUUACACUGGGCGCACACCGAGCAGGAGGAAACGUAAACCCUCACGUUCUUUUCCAAGGUGGGCCACCAGUACUUCCCAGUCAGACAGCGCACCGUCCGACCUAUCCCCGGAUGACCAGAGGAGGGUUGAUCAAUAGAUCAACUGGUCACGGACAGCAGACGGAACGUAGACGCCCGACGGGACACUGGAGGGGAGCGGGUUCUGUACGCAACGCCUGCUCAAUGUACACGUCCAGCUCCCACAAGCCUGGAGUAUGGGAGUCUGAUCCAUGGGCCGGUCCUCUGUGUCAUACAGCCGGGACAGUGCGUCUGCCUUCAUAUUCUGGUAACCUGGUCUGUAAGACAGGGUAAACACAAAACGGGUAAAGAACAUGGCCCACCUUGCCUGAUGAGGAUUCUGUCUCCUCGCUGCCCGGAUGUACUCCAGGUUGCGGUGGUCAGUCCAGAUGAUGAAAGGGUAUUUAGCCCCCUCAAGCCAAUGUCUCCACGCCUUCAAACCUUUAACCACAGCCAACAGCUCCGGGUCCCCCACAUCAUAGUUCCGCUCCGCCGGGCUGAGCUUCUUCGAGAUGAAAGCACAGGGGCGGAGCUUCGGUGACGGGCCCGAGCGCUGAGAGAGCACGGCUCCUAUCCCAGCCUCGGACGCGUCCACCUCCACUAUGAACCCCAAAGAGGGACCCGGAUGGGCCAGCACGGGAGCCGAGGUAAACAGAGCUCUUAGGUGCCCAAAAGCCCUGUCCGCCUCAACCGACCACUGCAGAUUUACAGGACCCCCCUUCAGCAGUGAGGUAAUGGGAGCAGCCGCCUGACCAAAACCCCGGAUAAAUCUCCGGUAGUAAUUGGCAAACCCUAAAAACCGCUGCACCUCCUUUACCGUGGUGUGAGUUGGCCAAUUACGCACGGCUGAAAUGCGGUCACUCUCCAUCUCCACCCCUGAUGUGGAAAUGCGAUACCCUAGGAAGGAGACGGACUGUUGGAAAAACAGGCAUUUCUCAGCCUUGAAGUACAAGUCAUGCUCCAACAGUCGUCCAAGUACCCUGCGCACCAAGGACACAUGCUUGGCGCGUGUAGCGGAGAAUGUCAGAAUGUCAUCGAUAUACACCACUACACCCUGCCCGUGCAGGUCACUGAAAAUCUCGUCUACAAAGGAUUGGAAGUUUGAUGGCGCAUUCAUCAACCCGUACGGCAUGACGAGGUACUCAUAAUGCCCUGAGGUGGUACUAAACGCCGUCUUCCACUCGUCUCCCUCCCGGAUAUGCACCAGGUUGUACGCGCUCCUGAGAUACAGUUUAGUGAAGAAGCGCGCCCCGUGCAUUGACUCAAUCGCUGUGGCAAUAAGAGAUAGCGGGUAACUGUACCUCACCGUGAUUUGAUUGAGACCUUGAUAGUCAAUGCACGGGCGCAGACCUCCAUCCUUCUUCUUCACGAAAAAGAAACUCGAGGAGGCAGGUGAAGUGGAGGACCGAAUGUACCCCUGACACAGGGAUUCAGAGACCUAUGUCUCCAUAGCCGCAGUCUCCGCUUGCGACAGGGGAUACACGUGACUUCUGGGAAGUGCAGCGUCUACCAGGAGAUUUAUCGCACAAUCCCUCCGUUGAUGGGGUGGUAAUUGAGUCGCCUUCUGUAGACAAAUCUGCAUAUUCUGGGGGGAUGCGCACGGUGGAGACCUGGUCUGGACUUUCCAUCGUAGUAGCACCAACGGAAACCCCUACACACCUCCCCGAACACUCUCGCGACCACCCCGUGAGAGCCCUCUGUUGCCAUGAAAUGGUGGGGUCAUGCCGAGCUAACCAGGGAAGGCCUAGUACGACGGGAAACGCAGGAGAGUCAAUGAGGAAGAGACUGAUUUUCUCCUCGUGACCCCCCUGCGUCACCAUGGCCAGGGAGAUGGUGGCUUCCCUGAUUAGCCCGGACCCCAAUGGUCGACUAUCCAGAGCUUGUACCGGGAAAGGUCUAACCAUAGGAAUAAUGGGGAUCCCUAAACUAAGGGCGAGCGCUCUGUCGAUAAAAUUCCCAGCCGCGCCUGAAUCGACGAGCGCCUUAUGCUGGGAAUGUAGGGAAAACAAACAGGAACAAACAGUUGGACAACAGAGGGCUCUGGAUGAGAGUGGUGCAGACUCUCCUGGGAUGAUGCCAGAGUGCCUGCUGCCUCGACUCCCAGAGGGACCAUCCCGGCACCGACCGGCAGUGUGCCCUCUGCGGCCACAGAUGGUGAAAGCCCCUCCAGCCUCCCUACGCGCAGCCCCUCCCAGCUCCAUGGGCACCAGAGCGGGGGUGCUGGAAGAUGGAACCGACAGAGCCCUCUCUGGAUGUCCGCGGGUGACCAGCAGGUUAUCCAGCCGGAUGGACAGAUCCACCAGUUGGUCAAAAGUGAUGGUGGCAUCCCUGCAGGCCAACUCCCGUCGGACGUCCUCAUGCAGGCUGCAUCGGUAAUGGUCGAUAAGGGCCCUUUCGUUCCAUCCUGCUCCGGCGGCCAAGGUCCAGAAUUCCAGGGCAAACUUCUGGGCGCUCCUCGUCCCCUGCCUCAAGUGGAAGAGCCGUUCCCCAUGAGCCGCUCCUCGAAGUGGUCCAACACCACGUCUCCUUUUCCCCACACAGCGUUUGCCCUCUCUAGAGCUCUCCCCAAGAGGCAUGAGACGAGGGCGGACACCCUCUCCCUUCCCGAGGGAGCUGGGUGAACGAUGGCCAGGUAUAGGUCCAGCUGUAAUAGGAACCCCUGGCACCGUGCUGCCGUACCAUCAUACUCCCCGGGAAGGGAGAGACGCAUGCCACUGGGACUGGAUCCAGGAGGGACGGGUAGAUGUAAGUGUGACAGGUUAAAGGAAAUACUAAUAGCCUGUUAUACAUUAAAAAGUAUUAGUAAAUUCAAAGUAUGUGAGGAUCUUAAAACAUCUAAGGUUAAGAAGAUCAUGCAUUCAGCAUUAGUUGAUAGAUUGAUAACAUUUAUAUAAUUGUGUUAAAAUCCGUCAAGCAUACAAAGGGUACGAAUUGUGAGAGGAAUGUGUAAACGUUAUGUUGAUUACUUUAUGUUGUCGUGGGUAAAAGUGUUAAUCUGUGAUCUACUAAAUGCUCUUAAUCUAUGAGCCUGAGAUCGAUUGCUCUGGUCUCCACUCAAGUUCACGGAGAAUUCGCGGUCUUUUUCUCAUUGCACUAAAAGUUCUCAAUGAGUAAACAUUAACCUAUCACUCGUGAUUCUUUCCCCCCUUGUUCAGGUACGUUAUUGAUGAUAAAAAAGAGUAAUUUAAAUGUAAUAACUCGCUAACAUGUCAAGAGUGUUUAAGGUUUGUCUUAGUAACAUAUUGAGGAAGUUAGUUAAGUUUGCAGAGAGUAAUAUGAGCCGUGCUCGGUUGCAGCUAGCUUCGUACUGCUAGGUACUGCUACGUAGCUGCCAUUUUAUGUCAAUUGUGAAUGAACAUGUGCUUUGUUAAUAAGAGAUUUUGCGGCGUUAUUUGUGUAAUGGUUUUUUAACACUUUAUUGCCUGUUGAUAAAUUGAGUUAUGGUUUACUGAGUUAAAGCUUUGUGCUUGACAGUUAUAUUGAAAAUAGUAUUUGUUUCAGUGAUGUACAGUGUAUACUGUUGUGACUUGAAUAAGCCUUGUACCCUACAAAACUAUCUAUUUCCUGUAGAUCUGUUAUUCUGUAAAAUGUGUUACUUAUGUAAAAUGAUUGCACUAAAAGUUCUCAAUGAGUAAACAUUAACCUAUCACUCUCGUGAUUCU